AAAUAAAUAUAAAAAAAAAAAAUAAGACAGAGGCCAUCCGCAAGUUGCCCCCGAAACUUAAAAGUCUCAGUUGCUCAGGGCACUCGUGCUGCACACUCCAUUAGUUUCUCGGUGUUGUGAACAAGCUCUUAUGGAAUUUAACGUUCUUCAAUAUAUAUAUAUACACCAUUAAAACUAAAAGAGCAUUUUAUACAUUUUAUAUAUCUCAAAUUUGUAUGUGUACAUGUGUCUGAAAUACAGCGUCUAAGAAAAUUGAUAAUAUUUUUUUUUUUUUACACAAGUGUUAGUGUUGGCUUGUUUUCUAAAUUCGUGACUGAAAAUUUUACACUUAAUUUUAUAAAUUAUUAGUUUAAUAAAUUUUUUUUUUUUAUUAUUUAUCAUUUAUUUAUAUUGUUGUUAAUAAUAUUUGUAUUAUGCAAAUUGUGUUAGUGAAUUUUUUUUUACAAAAUUUUCAAAAAAAUCAUCCAACCGGUUUAUCAUUUUUUUUUUUUUCCUAAAUCUUUAAUGUGAGUUUAAUUAUUUAAAUAAAAAUAUAUCAAUUAUUUAUAAAUUAUUGAUAAUAUUUUUUUCAAUUUAAAGUGAAGUGUUGUGUGUGUUUGUGUGUAUGUGUGAUUCAUAAGCUAAAGCAUUGAAUUACAAAUAAAAAUAAAAAAAUAUAAUUAUAAUAAAUAAAAUAAACAAGUGUUAUAUAUUUGAUAGUAAAAAAAAAAAAAAAAAAUUAAUAUACUGGUGCAAGUGUGGGAAAUAUGAAAUAGCCAGUUGACCGGUCUUAUUAUUAUAUUUUUUUAUUUUUUCAUUAUUAUUAUAUUCUUUUUUUUGAGAUCUUUCAUAAGGAGCAAGAAGGGGCGUUCGUGCUCGUGCUCGUUUUCUUUCUAACAAUGGUCGAGUGCUAAGCUAUCAACUCUGACAACAAGCAGUGAAUUUAAUAAAAGAUCCCCCUUAGCAAAUCGUUUUAUAAAUUAUUAUUUUAAUAACAACAAUUUAAAUUUAAAAAAAAAGCAACAGAUUAAAAAUAAACUCAAUGAAAUUGAAGAUGCAAGUGUCAAAAGGAUUAUUAAAUUAAUGAAUUUAAUACAACAAUGAAAAAUGGCUUCAGGAAAUUCUGGUUGUUCUGGUACAUGUUUAUCAGUACCAUCAGUAUCAUCAACACGUUGUGUUAAUCUUGAAUUUCCACCACCACCACCAUAUCCACCACCUAAAAAUGAACAAUUACAUAAUCAACAUAAUGGUGGUAUUGUUGGAGCUGGUGGUGGUAUUAAAAAUUAUCAAAAUUUAAAAAAUACACAAAAAUUAAUUCAAGAUUAUUCAUAUGCAUGUUAUGAGGGUCCUGGACCAAGUAGACCAUACUCAAGUAAUGGAACAAUAUUUUAUCCAAAUUAUAUUAUGGAUAAUCCUGGAUCAAGACAACAUUGGGCUGCUGCAUAUCACCUGCAUCGUAAACCACCUGUUAGGGAUCCAUCUAAACGACACACAUACGUUACUCGAUAUGGAACUGAAGAAAAUAUCUACGAGGAGAUAACCGAGAUCAGCAGACAAUGCCAAAUGGGUAUAUCAUCGUCAAGACGUUCAUUGGUUGCUGAAGAAGUUAGAAGAGUACAAUUUGGCCAUAGACGUAUACUUGGUGAAUUAAAUUUGAGUGUUGAAGCAAUGCUUAUGCCAAGUAUGAAUGAAGAUAAUGAAGAGCAUUGUCAAUUAUCUGAUAAUCAUCAAAUAAAUGAUAGAAAAAAAAAUUCUAGUGCAUUAUUUUUAUGUAAUGAUGAUUCUAUGGCACCAGUUGGUUGUGAUUUAGAUAGUGGUUUUAGUGGUAGCUCCAGUGCCAGUUAUAGAUCGGGACUUGGUUCACUCAGACGAGACCUUGGUAAAAGUUCAUUGACCUCAUCAUCGUGUACAAAAUUAAUUGGCAGUACACAUCGUAAAAAUAAAGCAUCAAUGAUAUGGAAAAAAGGAUGGAAAGGAUGGAAAAAGCUAGGUGCAUUUAGUAGUCCAUCAAAAAUUGGUGAUGAGCCAAGAUCGAGGUGUCAAUCUUGGGAUGACGUAGGUGGAACAGCAAGAAUGGAGACAAUAACAAAACGUCAAGAUCAAAAACCUCAACCACAACAACAAAUACAACAACAACAACAGCCACAACAAUCACCACAACAUACAGUACUUGAAGCAACAAAUUCAAAUGCAUCAGGUCAUUCAAUUAAAAGUGAAGAUUCAUGGUGUUCAGCAUCUGAUCAUGAACAUUCAUCAGAUGAUGAAAGUGAAAAAAGUAAUAUUAGUGUUAAAAGUAAUUGUCAAUUACGUAAUACAUUACAUAAAGCUAAAACAUUAUGUGAUAAAUGGAGAUCACAAAAUAUAAGACUGAAUAAUACGACAAAUGAAACACCAAUUGAUAGUGGUGUUAAUAAUCAAGGUAGAUUAUCAAGAUGGUUUAGCAUUAGACGUGGAUCAACACAUCAAUAUGAUAUUGAUUCAUCAUCAUCUGAUACAUCAACUGCAUUAUUAUGUAGUCCAGUUAAACAACAACAUCAACAACAACAACAACAAUCAUCACCUUUAUCAUCAACGCCAAUUCAACAAUCUCCAUCAACACAUAUUUCACCAAUGUCUCGUUUAACAGAGGUUGAAGAGGAGAGUUACGUGACAGGAUCAAGUGUGUCAACGUCAGCUAGUGCUACAGCAAUGAUGCAGUUUCAAUGUAUACAUCAUAGACGUCAAGCACCACCAACAUUACCACCAGCACCACCCAAUCUGACACCACAACAAUUAAAACGACGUCAUAUUGUUGCUGCUAUUGUUCAUUCAGAAAAUAGCUAUGUUGCUACACUACAAAGACUUGUUAAUGAUUAUAAAAAACAAUUGGAAGAAUCAUCACCACCAGUAUUGAGUCAAACUAAAAUAGCAACAUUGUUUCAUCGUUUACCAGAAAUAUUACAGUGUCAUACAUUAUUUAGAAUUGCAUUAGCUGAAUGUGUUAGAUCAUGGGAUAAAGAUGAAAAAUUGGGUGAUGUUUUUGUUGCUAAUUUUAGUAAAGCAAUUGUACUAGAUAUUUAUAGUGGAUUUAUUAAUAAUUUUUCCGUUGCAAUGGAUUUAGCUAAACAAGAAUCUAAAAGAAAAACAGCUUUAAAUGAUUUUUUUAAGGUAAAACAAAUAAGUGCCCAUGAUAGACUUUCAUUUUUUGGAUUAAUGGUAAAACCAGUACAAAGAUUUCCUCAAUUUAUACUAUUUCUUCAGGAUCUUUUAAAACAUACACCACAAGGUCAUGAUGAUCGUAUGUCAUUACAAUUGGCUUUAACACAACUAGAAAGUCUUGCUGAAAUGUUAAAUGAAAGAAAACGUGAAGCUGAACAAUUUCAAGCAUUUAAAGAAAUGUUACGUCAUGUAUCAGGAAAAUUAUCACAUCGUCCACUUUCUUCAUCAUCACGUUAUUUAAUUCGUGAAGAUAAUGUUACACAAUUAGAAUUUAAUCAAAAUGGAAUGAUAACAAAAUCAAAACGUCGAAGAUUACUGCUAUUAAAUGAUCUUGUUGUUUGUGUAUCAGUUACACCAAGAUCAAUUGAUGAUUUUUCAAGUAGUGAAAGAUUAACGCUUAAAUGGACGUAUCCAGUGUCCGACAUUGAGAUUCAAGACACUAGUACAUCACCAACAUUAAGUCGUUUACUCACGGCGGGAUUAAACAAAGGCGGUAGUUUAAAGUCAGAAAAAAGUGGUGGAAUGAAUGAGAGUAGUCAAGCUGGUGCCGACAGUAUUUGUGCUGAGAUGAAUGAUCUUAUGCAUGAUUACGAGGUUGUAUCAAGGAUAAGUGACCUCGUAACACAACUCAAGGGAACAUACGAGGGAAUGACAGUAGCAACAACAAAACAAAUAUUACAAUCAAUACAAUCAUCAAUACAACAAAAAGAUGAAGAUAUGAUAUGGGCUGAUAGUUGUUGUUUACAAUUAAUGACAAAACAAGGACAAAUGUAUACAUUUCAAACAGAUAAUCCAUUAGUUAAAAAAGACUGGAUAACAGAAUUACGAUUAGCACAAUUAGCACUUGAUCCAAAUAAUUCACCAUCAUGGGAAGUACCAGAACAAGAACAACGACCAUCAACAAAAAUGCCAUUAUUUGUUAGUUCACAAUCAGUAUAUCAUUCACAACAUAAAUCAGAAGUUAGAUGUGGUUGUUAUUAUACAACUCAAAAUCCAAAACCAACACGUAGAAGAUCAACAAGAAAUCCACAAUCAUAUUUAUGGAUAUGUACUGGUGAUGGUGUAUCAAGUCAUGUUACUGUAUUUAAUCAAUCAACAUCAACAAAUUCAUCAGCAAUAACAUUAAAAAAAGUUAGUACAUUUGAUUUAUUUGAAACACGUGUUGCUGCUAUUGAAUUUAUACGUGGUUAUGAUAAUACAAAUAAUAAUAAUACAAUAAAAUGUGGUGAUCAAGUAUGGAUGGGUACUGAUUCACGUAAAAUAAUAAUAUAUUCAGCAAGUGAACCAGAAAAACAUGAAGAAAUAUGUAAUUUAACAGUUAAUGGUUCUGUUAUACAAAUUAAAUAUCAUUGUGAUAAUGUAUUUGUUGCACUUGGUAAUGGUACACUUAUUAUUUAUAAACGACAAAUUGAUGGUACAUGGGGAAUAACAUCUGAUACAUCAAUAAUAACAUUGGGUAAUGAUCCCGUAGCUUGUUUAAUGCCAAUAAAUUCAACAGUAUAUGCUGCAUGUGGUAAAAAAGUAUGGGUAUUAUCUGGUUUAACUGGUGAAAUUAUUAAAAAUUUUAGUGUACAACAUGAACAUCUUGGUAAUGUUAAAUUAAUGGCACAUUCAGGUGUUGGUUUAUGGGUUGCAUUAAAAAAUUCAAGUACUGUUUGUUUAUAUCAUACUGAAACAUUUAAACAUUUACAAGAUAUUAAUAUUGCAUCAAAUAUAUUAAGAGUUACUAAAUCAUCAAUACUUGAUAAAUUAUCAGCAUCAUCAUCAUCAAAUAACUGUAGUAAUAGUAAUGAUAAUAAUAAUUCACAAUUAAGUGUAACAGUUACAGCAUUAAUGGCAUGUAAAGGUUUACUUUGGGUUGGUACAAAUGUUGGUAUUAGUUUAACAAUACCAUUACCAAGAUUAGAAGGUGUACCAAUAAUAAGUGGACGUGUUAAUAUAUCAUAUCAUGCACAUUUUGGACCAAUAACAUUUCUUCUUGCAAUACAAAAUAAUAAAAAUUGGAUAACAAGUGGUAAAGAUGAACAAAUUAUAAAUAAUAAUGAUCAAGAAAUUGAAUUACAACAAUUAAAAAAUCAACAAGCUGAAGAUGAAACAAAUCAACGUAAUCGUACAAAUAGUAUUAUAAAUGAAUCAUCAGCAGCAUCAUCAACAGCAUCAUCAUCAUCAUUUUCAUAUAAUGUUGAUAAAUUAAAACAACAUUUAUCUGGUAGUCCAGUUGCAUUAAGACGUAAACGUAAUAAAGAUAAUGAUUAUCGUGGUUCAAAAACAUUACCACGUGGUUUUGGUGGUGUAUUAUCAAAUAAUACAACAACAAAUGGUUUAUUAUCAACAUCAAUAACAAGCUCACAAAGUUCUGGUGAAAAUUGUGAUGUUUAUGGUUUAUAUAGUGAAUUAAUGCAUCUUAAAGAUUAUGAUAAUGAUAAUAAUUCUGGUAUUGAUCCAAUAUAUGAAAGUUUAAGAAGAAGUGAUCCAGAAUUAGCAGCAAUACCUAAUAAAGUUAAUACAUUAGAUAGAAGAUUAAAAAUGAAAAUAACAAGACCAAGAUCAUUAGAUUUAUCAAAUUGGUCAGUUGAUUCACAUGCUAGUUCAUUAUAUACAUCAUCUGGUUCUGAAGAAAAUAUUAAUAAUAAAAAUGGUAAAUUAUCAAGAAAUAGUAGUACAACUAGUAGAACAAUUAGAACAACAUUUAAUUUGGAAGUACCAAAUACAAAUAGUAAUAAUAAUAUUAUUAUUAACAAUAACAAUAAUGAAAAUAAUAAUACUCAAGUUAGAAUAUUGAAUAAUAAAACAACUGGUACAACUAAAAGAAUAAACAUCAAUAGCAAUAAUAGCAACAACAACAACAAUAAUAAUGGUAAUAGUAAUAGUAAAACACAACAACAAAUUGAACAACCUAAACGUACUGUAUUAACAUUAAUGGGUGGACGUGGUUAUGUUAAUUGGCGACAACUUAAUACUUCAAAUCAUCAACAACAACAACCAUUUUUAUCAGAUAAAAAUACCAAGGCUGCUGCUUACAAAGAACCAAAUAGUAAUGAUGCACAUAUUGUCUUGUGGGAAAUGAAAUUAUGAUGACUUGAAAAUAUUCAUUUAGAAUUUAAGGUUUUUUUUUAAGCUAUUAUUAUUAUUAUUAUUAAAAAUGAGAUGUAAUCUCAAUUUUAAUAAUAGAUUUUUUUUUUUAUAUAUUAUAUAUAUAUAUUAAAUUUAUUAAUGAAUCUCAGUUAAUUUUAUUAUUAUUAUUUUUUUUUUUUUGCGAUAAAUUAUCUCGUGCCUUCAGUCAAGUUAAAGAUAUAUAUAUAUUUUUUUUUUAUUAUUGCUACUUACAGAUAGCUCGUUAAUAAUUUGCAGUUAAAAUUUCUAUUUUUUUUUUUUUUUUUCAUUGAUUUAUGCAUUCCGGGAAAAAUAAAACAAUUUAUGCAAAAAAAAAAAAAUGAUAAAGAUACGUACUGAGAGUGUUUGUACGUGAUAAAUGAAAAAAAAAUUAAUUAAAUGAUAGACGAUCAGCCAAAGAGACGGGGAUGAAUGAUAAACAAGGACAAAUAUGUCUUUUUAUAUAUAAAUAUAAAUUAUAUAUCUGUAUAAAUAUUCAACGAUUG
Aphidius gifuensis is the source of this 6776-nucleotide messenger RNA. RefSeq names its product rho guanine nucleotide exchange factor 10-like protein. Gene Ontology annotation, molecular function: protein binding; guanyl-nucleotide exchange factor activity. NCBI's taxonomy places the organism in Eukaryota, Metazoa, Arthropoda, Insecta, Hymenoptera, Braconidae. The coding region runs from base 1087 to 6252 and encodes 1721 amino acids. The transcript is spliced from 10 exons. Gene Ontology annotation, biological process: positive regulation of stress fiber assembly; actin cytoskeleton organization. The record is from RefSeq and is a predicted model, not a curated record.